AUUGUGAAACUGAAAUCCCUACCAAAUCCAGCAGGAAGGAAGGGAGUUUCUUCUUCUCUCGCAUAAAAAUUAUAGCAGCAACUUUAUCAUAGAUAACUACUUAUCUGAACACAUUUUGUAUUUUGUUCCCAUGUCGUGAUUUUUUUGCUUAUCGUCAACUGUUAUACGUUUACUUAGUUAGUUUUCUUCCGUGGUGGUGGUACUGGUGCCAAGCAAAGUGAAAAGAUAACAAUCAAGAAAAGGUGACUACGUGCGAGGGAUGGAACAAGAUGACGGUCGACUUUAGCGACUAUUUUUGGGGAGAAGGUCAGAAAUCGACGGGAAUAGAGGUGCUCUUCCAAAAUGCCAAAUCAGGAGUUGUUAAUACAAAAGAGGUUGCAGAGUUUCUCAAGGAGAGGUCUUCCCUGGAAGAAUCACAUUCCAAAGCUCUUGGGAAAUUGGCAAAAAUCGCGAGCAAUGGGACCCCUAACGGCUCCUUCUCUCCUAUGUGGCAAGCUCUCAAGAAUUUAUCAGAAAAACUGUCAUCCGCCCACACCCACAUGGUGCAAAAGAUUGAGGAGCUCGUCAAAGAGUUGCUCAUUUAUGCAGAAGAGCUUCAGAAACAGUACAAAUUAGUAAAGGAGAGCGAAAGUGGAACGGUAGAAUCGGUCCAAAUGUAUCAAAAUUCCAAAGCGAUGGUCUCCAAAACCAAAGCAAUUUACAUGCAGAGAUACUUAGAACUGGAAAAGUGUCAAAAACAGGAUAACGUUCCACAGAAGGAGCUAGAAAAGGCUGAAGCAAGGAUGAAGAAGGCACAUGAAGAGUACAAGGCUUGGGUGGAAAAGUAUCAAAUUUGCACCGAAGAUUACGUUUCGAAAAUGACGGAAUCCUGCCGACGUUUUCAAGACGUUGAAAUUUUCUAUCUUGAAAAAAUGAAAGGGUUUAUGGAUUCGUAUUCUAAUGCAAUCGACAACAAUCACGAAUCGAUCGGCCAGGUUCACUAUGAGUUUCGAAAUGAGUGUUCCACCCUGACUGUAGAGGAACUUUUGCAGCAGAUGGUGCGAUUAAAAGCGACAGGAAAUUCUAAACCUAUUUACAUUCCAGGUGCUAGUGGUGAAAUUGAUGACACCCUGAUUAAUUUUGAAAUCAGCCACAGCGGUUCUUCCGAGGACAAGUCUUCCCUGGGAGAAACUAAAGAAAAGACAACGUCUGGAACAACAGCACUUCCACCACCUUCAACAAUUACAGUUCUUCCUAAUAAUACUAGUACAUCUUCUACUGUGGCAACUAGUGAGAAGAUCUUUGAAGGUAACGACAUGACUACAGUCUCCACUUCCAGUUCUGUGUCAAUGCCAGUAGGAGAUCGGUCAAGCAAGGGAUCACGCAGAACAACUUCCCUCCUUAACCUUUUCAUUCCUCAAUCCCAGGGUAGUAAAAGCAGCAUACCUACGAAAGGUGUUGAUUUAACAAGCACUUCUACCUCUACGGCUACUAAAGUAGAGGUUGGAAAUCCCACCACCGGCCAGACAACUCUGUCCAGAACAAGCAACAGGGGAUCAAAAUGGUUUUUGAGGAGUAGGAGGGGUAAGAAAAAAGACAAGGGGAAGAAAAAGGACAAGGAAGAGUCGACGAGUCAGGAAGAUACGGGAAAUGCAUCUCAAAAUCAGAGUGAAACUAGUAUCGCCAAUUCCUCGGUUGCCGAAGUAAGUACGAAUUCGCCAAAGGUUGACGCUGAAGGUUUCACAAUUCGACCAAAGGACGUUUGGGAAGAGGAUGCUAGCAAAUUUUAUUCAAGUUCCGACACCGAUUCUGAUGAAGCGCCUGAAAAACGACUGCAUGUGGAAAUCAAGCCCCUCACUAACGGGACAGCUCCACUAAGUGCUAGUGUUGACGAACUUCGUACUACAGUGGAAAAUUUAACUCUGUCUUCUACAGCACUUCCGGGCCGAAAAAUAGUCAUUGAUGCAGACGCCCAGAUGAAACGGUCUCAUUCGGUAUCGCAACAGAUUGGGAGUACGUCCCCUCCUCCUCGCUAUCCCUACGCUCCCCUCAGUCCCUCAUUGCCUGCACACGGUAGUAAAACUAGUCCAAAUUGUAACUCUUCCAAUGACCCUUCUUCCAACUAUGGAGAAUUGGGGGAUCUAUUUGCAGAAAUUGGCGAAAUGCAGCCAUCACUGCCACCAAAGACUUACAUAUCUAGAUCUACUCCUACAUCUGGAGGGACCAUGUCCAUUCCUCGUCCUCCAUCUAGACCAAGACCUGAGAUACCCUUAUUCCCUCAACGCAAUACGAGCUCUCCCUCUCCAGUAGUUUCAAGAACUGAAAGUGUUGCAAGUUUGGAAACAAAAAGUAUUGGGAGUCACAUAAGUGGAUCACGAGGGCCGUCCCCAUUAACUCUCGGAAUGUCAGACACAAUACCCAUCGCAAUUGCAUUCCACGAAAUUGUUCACGCUUACUUCAAAGGGAACGAUGAAAACCAGUGUAAAGUAAAAAUGACUGGGGACAUGAUGGUCUCUUUCCCUGCCGGAAUUAUUCAAGUGUUCGCUAACAAUCCUUCCCCUUCGCAGCUAAGUUUUCAAGUUUGCAGCAAGCAACGAUUGGAAAACUUGAUUUCUAACAAAAAUCUCGUAAAAGUUGAUUCUGUUGGAGACGUGCUGCAUUUCGAAUUUGACAUGAGUGCCUUAACUAUUUUACUGAAGAAUCAUGCCGAACAAAAUCCUAAUGCGUCGUAUUUUAAUGUCGACAUACUAAAAUAUCAGAUUAAGCCAAAGCCAGGAGCAGCAUCUUGCCCUCUUCAUUUAGUAGCGUUCUGGAAAUGCGAAACCCAACAAACUGAUCUUCGGAUCGAUUACAAAUACAAUGGUCGAGCAAUGGAGCCAAGCCAGUCUGAAGUUGUCGCUGCCAAAAAUAGCCCUUCAAAUUCUCCAAAUCAGGCCCCACUUUCGCAAGUUUGCGUUGCAGCACCGGUUGAUGGAGGUGUGAAAACUAUGCAAUCAAAACCUGGUGGCCAGUGGGUUUCUUCUACGAAUCGUGCAUAUUGGAAGCUCUCCACAUUGUCAACUAAAUCAGACAACCUCGGGGUCGGAUCUCUUCGUGCUCGUUUCGAUGUUUCGAAUGGACCCAGUUCAAACGGGACGAUUGCAGCACAAUUUAGCUGUGAAAAUUCUACCUUGUCCGGUUGCGAGUUUGAAUUAACUGGUUCUGGAUAUCGAGUUUCAUUAGUCAAGAAACGAUUUGUAUCUGGCAAGUAUAUCUGUGAUUCUGAAGAGAAUUCCAACCGAUACGCUGUUCCACCCGAGUAUAGCAAACCCGUUGCAGUUUAGUGCAGUGAAAUUGUCGUCCCUUUGUCCCAGUGCCCACUAUCUCUAAACCAAAGAUCUACCUACACCCGAAACCAAUAAAUAUAUACGGGAUUAUCUAAACUUAUCUUCCUCUCCUCAAGAAUCAAACACACAACUACCUACAACCACUACUAAAAUAAGUGGUAGAAUUCCUAUCUUAUUGUAUUACUACCAACUACAUAAUAAUUAUUAGUAUAGUUGCCACUUAAUGGUUUAAAUAGCUUCAACAUUCUGAUCAUUUUUAUCCAAUACUUUUUUCACUUCUUAAUUUACACUCCGCCAUCCAUUCAAAGAAAUGUCUAAGACUUAUCGAUUAUUAAUUAAUUACACUAAUUUUCAAUCUCAUUAUUACGAAACCACCUCACGGCUCACUUACUCACUCACCUCGCAUUUUCAAUCAUGAACAAAGUUAUUUUAGUUUUACAUUUAUGAUUAUUUUGAAUUUACAUACAUUAUUUUCAGCUUUGAUAGCAAUCGAUUUAAUUAAUGAGCUUUACUAUUUAGAUUUAAUUAUUUUUGAAUGUAUGAAUUCCACAAUUCAAGCAGAAAUGCAAUCAUAUUUACCUACAGGAAGAGAAUGAAACGAAAUAAAUGAUUAAAUUUAA
Molecule: messenger RNA, 3925 nt
Organism: Folsomia candida
Lineage: Eukaryota; Metazoa; Arthropoda; Collembola; Entomobryomorpha; Isotomidae
Product: F-BAR domain only protein 2
Exons: 21
Coding region: 270-3302 (1010 amino acids)
Biological process (GO): clathrin-dependent endocytosis; clathrin coat assembly
Cellular component (GO): clathrin-coated vesicle; plasma membrane; cytoplasm
Source: RefSeq, a predicted model, not a curated record